Messenger RNA from Amphibalanus amphitrite, 1087 nucleotides. Its product is annotated as protein NipSnap homolog 3A-like. Gene Ontology annotation, cellular component: mitochondrion. The transcript is spliced from 6 exons. NCBI's taxonomy places the organism in Eukaryota, Metazoa, Arthropoda, Thecostraca, Balanomorpha, Balanidae. The record is from RefSeq and is a predicted model, not a curated record. The coding region runs from base 169 to 822 and encodes 217 amino acids.
AGCACACACAGUGAAUCUCAUUCCUAAACAUUUUAUCGUUGAUGACCUCUGGCUUCAAAACAAUUCAAAAUCUUGAUCAAUAGCUUUGGUUAUACUUUCAGCCCCACAUUGGAAGGAUAAACCUUUCAGCUUACUGAUACUGUCACAAAUCUUCAGGUACCUUCAGCUAUGUCAUUUAAGGCAGCUGCCUGUGCUCUGUACGAGCUGCGCACAUACAGUCUCCGUCUGGAUAGGAUGGCGGCGUUUCUGCGCGAAACGGAGCGUCUGUUUCACCUGCGCACGCAGCAGUCGCCCGUGCUGGGGUACUGGACGUCGGAGCUGGGCGGCCUUCAUCAGGUGGUCCACCUGUGGCCCUACGAGAGUCUGUCCCACCGCGCCUCGGUGCGCGCCGCGCUGGCCUCUGACACGACGUGGCUGCAGGAGUACGUGGGCCCGGUGCUGAACCCGGCCGUCCUCGGCCAGGACAACCUCCUGAUGCGGCCGCUAGAGACCACCUCCGUCACUGCUCCCACCGGACCAGGUGUGACUGAGCUACUACAGCUCUCUCUGACCGGCCCCGAGUCGGAAUGGUCGCCGCCUCUGCUGCGGGUGGCCGCCGAGGUCGGAGAGGCCACACCCGACCAUACACUGGUCGGCUGUUUCCGCUCGGUGAUCGGCCCGGCCAACAGCGCCGUGCUGCUGACGCACUACCCGAGCCAGGAGGCGCUGCUGAAGGCCGCCGAGGACCGCCGACUCAAUACCGCCUAUGUGGACCUCCUGCGGCACGUGCGGACCGCUCACAGCAAGCUGCUGCUGCCACACAAGGUGUCAUUGAUUCAGUAGUGCCGCCUGGCAUUGUCAGUCACUCGCCAGGGGUCGCUUUACCUACCGCCAAGGAGCGGGGCUGGGGGACCGGAGCUGUUUACUAGGGACUGAAGCCGCGCACGCGAAUGACAGCGCUCACCUGGGGAUCCAUUGUUGUUUAUCGGUGGGUCGCGGCCAUGUAGGUCACAAAGAUAAUGCGAUACGGAAUGUGAUAUUUUAAUCAUGACUAUUUUGUACGCCCACGCAGGUUUUGGGUCGCUGUAGCUGUUAGACGGGAGGAUAC